AUGAUAAAUUUCCAGGCUGAUGAGAGCGCAUUUAACCAGCGAUGCUUUCUUAAUCCGCCUUAUAUGGUUAAGCCAGUGACUGAAGUCGCUCUUCCUCAGGGUGCAAGUGUGAUAGAGCAGCAACUGCAGAAAGCACGAGGCCCCCGUGUUACGCUUGAAACGCCUGCUGCGGCGAACCAUAACGGUUCACAUAAUAAUUCAGCAGAUAAAGAGCCAGCAAGCACUGCCCCCACAUUUGUGACUUUUGAGGCGGCCCAGACUGUUUCCAAUCCGCCCAAAGUGAAGUCUAUGCAGCCCGAGAAUCUGGGGCAAGAGGACGCCGCAGAUAUCUUUAUGGAUGUAUUCCAGAGCGCAGCAGAGUCUCUGAAUCCGGUCGCCCACAUUGAGAGGCCACUUAUAGAUGAGCCCUUUGCAAACCUCAUUCCUGCAAAUGUUGAGCAAAAUAAGCGAGGGGCGAACCCAUAUAACAGCCGUACAAAUGCAUCCGUAAACUAUGAAACGCUUCGGCCACGCGGACUUGUCAACUCCCUUUCCAAGCUUAUCUUUGUUCGCACUGGCAAUCUACGGACGAUGUCUGACACCGACUUCAAGCUUUAUGUAGCUAACUUGGGAGGCACGGUAACUACGGCUGUCAGUGGGCGGACAAGUUACCUAGUCGUCGGAGAUGAUCCUGGUGUAACAAAAAUUAGGGACGCAAAGGCCAAAUUUGUACGUAUUAUUUCAGAAAAGGAGUUUUAUGAUCUUGUUGUGAAGAAGAGCGGCGUUCCCGAUUGGGUACCUUGGGUAUCCUUCACUGAGAGCCUCCAACCUCUUACUACAGACGAACUUGCAGAUGUUAUUGCAGAGCACAAUAAGCAGUACGAGUCUUCUGGUCAGGGCGGAGCAGGAGAAGAGCUGGUUGCCUUAGGAGCUAUAGCAAGUUCUUCUAUUGGUGAUUCCGCCACCUCUACUGUAAAAGCAGAAAACUUUGACCAGCCUGAAAAGAAAACUACUGGUGUUCAGGGAUCCACGGCUAGCAGAGAAGAGCAUGAAAAGCAUAAAGAGCUUGUCCGCUUCCAAACACCUAUGUCUGAACUAGAUUGGUUGAUGAAGCAUACACCUACUCGCAUUUCUGCGGUUGUUGGGAACAAUAUAAUGAUCAAUCAGCUUAGGCUUUGGCUUACAGACUGGGCGGAUGUCUUCAUAAACAAAGUGCCGGUGGAGUCUGUCCUCUCUUCAGAAGGGUAUGCGAGGUACAACAAGGGCAUGGGAGAACGCUUUCAGUUCAAGGCAGCUCUGGUUUCGGGGCCUUCGGGUAUUGGAAAGACCCUCGCCGUUAAUCUUAUCGUCAAGGAGAGUAGCUACUCUCCUUAUUACCUGAGUGUCGCCGAGCAGCGCAGCAAGCUUUCACUCCAGGAGGCGCUAUCCGAUGUCUUUGAGAGCUGUGGGAUCAUUAGGUUCUUAGGCGGGGCACAGAGGUUGAGCAGGUCGACAAGCAACGAUAGUAAGACAGGCCUAUGCUUAAUAAUCGACGAGUGUGAGAGUAUGGACGCUGGAGGUGCUAGUUACUUGCUCUCAGUAAUGAACAAGGAGUCUAACCGUGUCCCCAUAAUCUUUAUCUGUAACAAUGCGCACGACCAGAAGCUGAAGACCCUACGUAGCAAAUGUGCACUGUUCCCCUUUGAGCGACCUCAGAAGGACAUGAUCGGGAAGUUUCUUUUGUCUGUUGCCGAAGCAGAGAACGUGUCUCUCCAAUCUGGUCAUGCAAGUCUUAUUGCAGAGCGUGUGCGCAGUGACGUCCGCUAUGCCAUCAAUGAGCUGCAGUUCAGGACAGCAGGUAGCAAAGAUUCGUCAUACUCAGCGAAAGCGUUGUCGUCACUUCAUAUUGUCACGGCAGCACCAACGAUGUUUGAAACCUGGAAUCUCAUUCUCGACUACCGCGUGCUCAAGCAGUGGGUUGCCAACACAAAGCAGGAUGGCUGCUAUCGAUCUCUUAUAACGCUCCACAUGGGAGACCCUUCUUUGAAUACUGCGGGGAUAUUCCAGAACUAUCGCACGAAGACAGCCGGGCUCUUGAGCUACACCUCUGUCCUGUCCGACUUGCUAUCCACGAGCGAGACCAUGCUGGCUAGGAUGAUGUCUGUUGGUGACUGGUCGUGUAGCCGCGAUCAGGCCGUGUUUUCUGCUGUACUGCCGAACCUCAUACUUUCUACCCUUGAUCUCACAGGAACAGGAAGCUUUGGAACCUUUCGCCAAAAUACUUUCCCAGGAAUGGUGUUGAAUGCAGUGAGUUCUGCUAAGUCGGCAGCUGCAAAGGUGGACGAGUUUUGGACAAGGUCGGCUAGGCUAGGCACCUCGGGGAGGGGCAGUAUACUAGCGUCAAACAUGCCCAUGUUUGCGUCUUUAAUUGCUAAUGGAUGGGAGCUUUGUGGAGACGCUCUUUUGCAACAUAUGAAAAAAGGAAGAGAGCUCGCUCCAGAUGAAGACUGCUUUGCUUCUCUGCUAACGGACACAUUUAGCGGCGUUUCUAUGGAUACGUGGAAAGAGUUCAAAGAGAUUCAGGAGAUACCUCUCGUCAGUGGGAAGUCGCAGACAGCCCUCACCAGCUACCUUCAAGGCAUUAUGGACUACGACUAUCGGUCUAUAGCGCCUUCCUCUAAAAAGAAUCCUCGUGCCCGAAAAGUAAAGCAGUAG
Giardia duodenalis is the source of this 2673-nucleotide messenger RNA. RefSeq names its product Replication factor C, subunit 1. The transcript has a single exon. The record is from RefSeq and is a predicted model, not a curated record. NCBI's taxonomy places the organism in Eukaryota, Fornicata, Diplomonadida, Hexamitidae. The coding region runs from base 1 to 2673 and encodes 890 amino acids. Gene Ontology annotation, cellular component: nucleus. Gene Ontology annotation, molecular function: ATP hydrolysis activity; DNA binding; ATP binding.